This is a messenger RNA of Spirometra erinaceieuropaei, 2220 nucleotides long. Lineage: Eukaryota; Metazoa; Platyhelminthes; Cestoda; Diphyllobothriidea; Diphyllobothriidae. The record is from the annotation of a GenBank genome assembly.
AUGACAAGAGUUCUGAUCGACGACUGUCACCGGCGUUUGCAGAAGUACAAGGCUGAGAUCGAGGAGAACAGAAGGCAGUGUGUCCACACUCUCGGCGAUUCUAUCGCCGCAGAUCUUGGGAAGACGAUCUCUGCUCUGGCACACCACAGGCAAGCCAAGAAGAGAGAAGUUUUGGAACGGAAACUGACUAAGCUAAAACCACCAGGCACAGAAAGCUCAAACUUGGUCCACAACCUCUCGUCUAAGCAGCUAACAGAGCAGCAACUACGAGUGUUGCAGCAUGAAACGUGUUUCAACACUGCAGAUGCCGAAUCUGUCGACUUCAUUGCAGCCCUGGAAGCCAUGCUUGUGCGAAGUGAAACAUCCGACGACAUGAAACACUCCGUCCGACAGCGUGUUACCUCUUUGCUGAUGACACACAGACCAACCAAAUGUAUUUCACAGAGUGAGUCAAAGGCUAUGAGAGAACUGAGGAGGGUCGACAGCAUUAUCAUUCUACCUGCUGACAAGGGACGAUCAACCGUCGUGAUGAAUAGAGAAGACUAUAAUGAAAAAGCUAAAGCCCUUCUUGAUGACAGAGAAUUUUACAGACCAGCACAGAAGUCGCAAGCCAAAGCAGUGGCAGAUCGGCUGAGUAAACUGCUUAGAGAAUACCGACAUAAAAAUGUGAUCACGGAGAAUGAAUGGCACCAAAUGAGGCCAACUGACACCGCUCUAGCCCGAUUCUAUGGUCUGCCAAAAAUCCAUAAAGCAAAUGUCCCACUUCGGCCAAUCGUUGCCCUCAAAGGCAGCCCCACCUACAACUUGGCAAAGUGGAUGUACUCAAAACUGAAGUUCCUCCAAGGCAAUUCGACUACCUCAGUUCGAUCAGCCUCUCAAUUCCUCAUAGACCUCCGAGGUCGGAGAAUUCAAUCGGACGAAACCAUGGUCUCCUUCGAUGUGACAUCGCUGUUCACAUCUAUCCCACCAAACGUGGCCCGCAAAGUCUUGCGCAAGAAACUUGAAGAGGCGUACGAUGAGACUCAGAAUGCCCUCAAAAUUGAACACCUCAUGAGGCUGUUUGAAUUCUGCCAACAAACUUUCUUCACUUUUGCGGGAGAGACCUAUGAACAAAUCAAGGGAACCCCUAUGGGCUCACCGGUCUCCGGUUUGGUGGCAGAACUGGUCCUACAGGAGUUGGAAAAGAUUGCCUUCCUCCAACAUGAACCGGUGUUUUGGCGACGUUACGUUGACGACACGUUCGUCAUCGUAAAGAAGGACAUGCUGCAACAUUUUCACAGCCUGCUCAACGCAGUCUUCCCGGAUAUAAAAUUCACGAGAGAAGAAGAACAGGAGCAGCAGUUGCCCUUCCUGGAUGUGCUCGUCAGACGAAACCUUAACGGUGAACUUGAAACGACGGUUUAUAAGAAGGCAACGAACAUCACACAGCUUCUCAGUUUUCACAGCAACCAUCCGGUGGCUCACAAACGAAGCUGUGUGAAGACGUUCUUCAAACGGAUUCAAACUCAUUGCAGCAAACCGGAGGACAGAGCGCGUGAGGCCCGUUAUCUCCGCGACCAGUUUGUGCAAAAUGGCUAUCCGAGGGCAUUCAUAAGUCGCUGCCUACGCGGUCGCCACCAGAGAACUCAAACAUCAACGCCACCGACGAUAUGGCAUGCUCUGCCAUACAUCAAGGGUGUUUCAGAAGCGACCGAGCGCAUUGCUGCGGAGCUAGGGGUUGGAAUCGCACACCGCCCCAAAGCCACCAUGCGCAACAGGGUCAUGAAGAUCAAAGACCGGUUAAAACCUGAAGAGCAAUCUGGAGUAGUGUAUCGCAUUCCGUGUCAAAAUUGUCUAUGUAAUUACACAGGACAGACUGGACGCAUGCUCGGAUCGCGCAUACAUGAACAUAAGCUGGCUGUGCGGCGAGGCGACGCAUUGUCACAAGUGGCCGCCCACACCUACGAAAUGGGUCACGAGUUUGACUUCGCUGCCACCAAAAUAGUCGCCCACGCCGGAAACAAAACAGGCCGAGAAUUGAUUGAAGCCUGGGCCUCGGAUGAGAACUCGGUCAAUCGAUUUAUCGAUCUGGCGCCGGCGUACAGAGCCCUUCGUAGUCACCUUUCAGUCGUGCGACGUCGGUCGAUGAUUGGGUCUACGUGCCUUAUAACUGCCGCUUGUCCUGUUUCUGCCACUACCUCUGACGAUGGACUCCUGUACGAGUCUGAAAGCUCAGGAUAA